Molecule: messenger RNA, 1620 nt
Organism: Capra hircus (goat)
Lineage: Eukaryota; Metazoa; Chordata; Mammalia; Artiodactyla; Bovidae
Gene: HHLA1
Product: HERV-H LTR-associating 1
Exons: 16
Coding region: 1-1620 (539 amino acids)
Source: RefSeq, a predicted model, not a curated record
AUGCCAGGCUUCCUGCUACGUGGUCCUCUGGUGAGGCUGUGCCUGGAUCUCACAUGUGUCCUGUCCCUUUUCAACACAGUGUCUUCCUUUAGAGGAGAAGCUGAGAAGGAAAAUGUCAUGAUUUUCCUACCUACAACAGUGUCCAGCCUCAGAGAAGAAGAGAGGAGAGAAAAGGGGAUCGCUUUUCUUGACACUACAGAACUACCUGCAAGGUCAGUUGAUCUGUCUGCACUUAACCUCACAGAGCUGGUGAAUGGGAUGCUGAAUAGAGCUUUAAAAGAUAGCAAGAACUUCUUCUCUUUGUUGAGUGUCACUUCUUACAGUUCGUUCGCCUUCCACAAGUUUUCUGUGGCCAUUUAUAACAUUUCCAACCUGAAGACUGUGGAUCCAGCCAACUUCCCCACGCGGUACUGCUACUGCUUAAGCAACCGGACCAACGACUCAUCAGAUUUCACCGCCCUCCUGGUGGACGUCAUUGGAAAUUCUACCAGCUACCUCACAGAGAUUUUUAAGUCAACUUCCAUCCUCUCAGUUAGUCAAACGAAUGGAUCCGACUGCAUCUUCAUCUGUGUGAUGACAGGAAAGUCAGGACGGAAUCUUUCUGACUUCUGGGAGCUGGUGGAAAAGUCCCCUGUUAUCAAUUACACAUUUACCAGCAACAUAUCUGGCGUUCUGGGUGAGUCUACCAGGGCGUCAGCCCUGACUUCACAGCUCACACCCACAAGCCAGCAAACACUACCAAGGACGAGCCCCCCACGUGGAGCCCAGAGGCCUGGAGUGUCCGCUCUGAGGACCUCUUCUGGGACAGACACAACGCCUCCUUCAGAGGAAGAGCAGACCUUGAACACAAACAUGCUUCCUGAGCCUCCCAGCAGAGCCACACCCAAGGCCACGGCCAGAGCCACAGCCACCCUGGACAUGGCCUCUCCCACCCUCCUGGCCUCCGCUACUAGGAAGGUGGCCAGAACUCCACGGCUGACGGCCCACAGACAGGAACAGGCUUCCACUCUACCCACGCCCUGGGCUCAGGUCACCAGCGAGAAAACUCCUGGAGGGCCUCCCUGGGAGACCCUUCCCUCCUUGCCUACAUCUCCUAAGGCCGAGGAGACUAUGAACACAAGGAGCCUUGCCCAGCCUCCUGCUGGGACAGCAGCCGCAGUUGGCAGCCCGAUCCAGACCAGCUCGGCCUCAGGUCCAUCCACCCCUGGCACACAGACUCCAAGUCCUACCAAAGCUCCAGCCCCCAAAUAUCCGCAGGCAGGUGACCUCCCUGCCGUGUGGACCUUUAUACCUGGUGAAGAGUCAGCCUUGAUCCCAGGAACCCACCAAUUUUCAAGGUGUCCUGAGCCGCUCCCUAAGGAGGAGGCUAUGACCGCUGCUCCCCUCGUGCUGACAGUGCAGAAGCUCAACCCUUGUCUGAUGGAGCUGUGCCGCUUCUUCCAGCAAUGCCUCUGCACGAGCCAGAAGAAGGAGCCCAAGAUGCAGGCUGGGAGGUAUUGUCUUGACUACUAUUCCUGGUUUCUGAAGAAUGCAACAUACAUCUGUCAGAGGGUGAAAAGGAUAUUCCAGUCACACACCUUAAAACAAAAAUGCCUUGAGAACAUCUGCAAGUCUGUUUGA